AGUCAAAGUCACUACAGCCUCCUAGAGUUACAAAAUAACUAAGGCCAUUUUAAAUCUUUCUUCACUUGAUAUUUACGGUUAAAAACACCAUGAAAGUCGCGGUUCACGUGGAGCGCUGGAACGCACCACAGAGGGGGCAGUCUUUUAAAAGUUUUCAGGAAGGUGUUUGGCAAAACGAAACUGUCCCAACUUUGACAGAAAGAUUUUUUUUUUACAACUCAUCUCUUCACAGUGUUGGACAGGCAUUUUUUUGGGUGAAAAAAUGCAGAGCAGUGCUUACGGGGCCUCGUUGGCUGGAGGUGCUUUUGAUUUAGAGAAUUUUGUAAAACAGCCUCAGACCAUUUUGCGCUGCCUGAGCUGGUUAUUCUCCAUCGUGGUCUUUGCAACCAUCACAGCAGAAGGCUACACUAAUCAAUCAACCGAGGAAGACACCAAGUGCAUGUUUAACAACAACGACAGCGCCUGCAGCUACGGGGUCGGAAUCGGAGUCCUUGCCUUCUUGGCUUGCGUUGUCUUCCUCAUGCUGGAUGGCUUCUUCCCACAGAUAAGCAAUGCCAAAGAGAGAAAAUUCAUUGUUAUAGGAGAUUUUGUCUUUUCAGCGGCUUGGACGUUCCUGUGGUUCAUCUGCUUCUGUCUGCUGGCCAACCAGUGGUCCAAAACUGACUCAAAAACUGUUGCUGCUGAUGCCGCCCGGGCUGUCAUUACCUUCUCCUUCUUCUCGAUCAUCACCUGGGCUCUCCUGUCCUACUUUGCGUAUGGAAGGUAUCGCCAAGGCAUCAGUGAGUUUGACCAGGAGUACAGAGACCCAGCCAACGACCAAACCACUCCAUACCCGCCUGCUCCGUAUGCCAGCAGCGGCCCCACAGGCUACCAGCAGUCGCCUUUCUCCCACAACCAGGAUCAACCAGGAGAGUACCAGCCUCCAGCAUAUUGAAGGACUGAGAUUCAAACGCAUGAAUCUAACAGGGGAGUCUUCUUUUUAAAUAAAAAUAUGUGCCAAUGGUUUCAUUUACAACUCGGACUGUUCUCAGUCCGAGUUGCACUCCCAUUUUCUUCCUGCAGAAUGUGUUUGCAUAUUUUUUGGCUGCACUGAUAUGUUUUUAGUUCGUUUCAUUGUUGAAAGUGGUUUGAUGGGUGUUUGCUGUGUUGUUCCAAAGUGCCAAACACAGCAGGUGAACUCUGAAAAUGUAAGUUUUUUGUCUUGGUAAGAGAGAGGAUGACCGCGCCAUUGUUGUCUUUGUACCUAACCAACUGUAGUUAUUUCAGUGCCCCCUUUUGUUUAAUUUUUGAAUGCAAUGUGAGAGCUUUUAAUAUCAAAGCACUAACCAACAAACAGGUUAGGAUUUACUUUGUUGCAGGGAAAUCUGCUUUGCAUUGUCAAGAUGGACAAUUGAAAUUUUUUUAUGAAUAUGUUACUGUUUAGUACAUAUAAAUAUAUUUUAGUUUUUAUUAGUUCAGUACAUAAUGUUUUUCAACCACAAAACAAACCCAUAUUAUUUAAUCAAUGGGUGCAUCGAAUGUUCCCCCUGUAACUACUGUAAUGCCAUUAUUUUAUUUCUUUUUUUAUUAAUCAAUCACAGAAAAAUGGCUUUUAUGCACUGAAAUACAGUUAAUUUUUUUGUGGAAGUUCAUUGCAUAUCUGAUCUAACAUUGUUAAUUUUAAUGUUUUAAAUCCAAUUCUGCUACAGUUUUGUUUAUUAUUUAAGGGUGUUUUUUUUUUCCGUAGCCAAACCAUUAAUUUGUAUCCGCUACCUCUAGAAGUUUAAUGUGCCUUUCUUGAAUUCAGUUACAGUCUUUAAAAAUGUCCAAUUCAGCAAAUGUUUCAGCCAUAAUUUGAUUUCAGGAAUUCAGUGGUAUUGGGGUAAAUUGAUAUAUUUAUUACCUUACUUAAUCCUUCCAGUACAGGUAUAUGACAAUCAAACUGUAAUUCUUUUCUCCAUUACUUUUUUCGCUUGCUUUUCAUUGCUUUCUCACACUAUAGUUGCACCUUUUACAUGAGUGGCAGUUUCACUGUUGUACUCGAUAGCUUUCCAAUAAUUCCCCAUUAAAGUGCCUUAUACAGUACUCUGUAUCACACUGGGUUUGCCAAAUAAAAACUGUUCUCGUUUUGAA
Messenger RNA from Siniperca chuatsi (mandarin fish), 2112 nucleotides. It is a transcript of the gene syngr2a, whose product is annotated as synaptogyrin 2a. The transcript is spliced from 4 exons. Lineage: Eukaryota; Metazoa; Chordata; Actinopteri; Centrarchiformes; Sinipercidae. The record is from RefSeq and is a predicted model, not a curated record. Gene Ontology annotation, cellular component: neuromuscular junction; synaptic vesicle membrane. Bases 263 to 934 code for a protein of 223 amino acids.